Molecule: messenger RNA, 562 nt
Organism: Aspergillus alliaceus
Lineage: Eukaryota; Fungi; Ascomycota; Eurotiomycetes; Eurotiales; Aspergillaceae
Exons: 1
Coding region: 106-399 (97 amino acids)
Source: RefSeq, a predicted model, not a curated record
UUAUUUUUCUUUACUCUUUUUUUCGUUUCUUCCUUUUUCUUCACUCCAUUAUAUCGGUAUAUUCUGGACGGUUUCAUAUGUCCAUCUUUUGUUCUUUUGGGCUUGAUGUUCACGUCCAGCGAUUGUUCUACCAUAUCCCAAGUGUUUGAUUUACUUUCGUGCCGUUUUUGCCAGGAAGGCUACUCUUAUAGACUGCUUUUUGAGCACCAUGAGUCACGGAAAGGGGAUAGAAUGGCACGGAGCUUCCAUAUGUUGUCAAAAUUUCUUGUUCUUUGGGCAUUUGGCGUGACAGUGUCCCUUUUAGAAUUCUUGCUUGAUCUUUUAUUGUUAUGCUGGAGCAUCAAUAAGGUCCUGGAAACAUUUUUCUUCUUUUCUUUUGGCUUUCUUGUAAUUACUUGAUGCUGGUGUCCAUUGUCUGUUUUCAUUCAUAAUGGGUCUGAGAAUGGUUUGGAGUUGAUGCUUUCUCAUUUUUGUUCAUCAGUAUUCAUACUUUCAAAGUUCAGCAUGGAUCUCCAAUGCCGGUUCAUCUACUGCUCUAAAUUGAUUAUAUACAUAUUAAACG